ACUACUUCAGUUCAGUUGGACCGCAGCCGAAGCAGGAGCGCAGAAAGCUGGAGGAGAAGCUGGACAGAGCGCGGCCACAGGCGGUAACACACCCAGUGUCACCGAGAAACACACAAAGAUGAUGUUGCAACUCGCUGCCCUUUUAUACCUGGUAGUUUUUUCUCUGGCUGAUCUACCUGAGCGUGGAGAUGUUUGUACAGAGGGCAGCUGUUACCCUGCUACAGGAGACCUGUUGAUCGGUCGAGCCCACCAGCUCUCAGCCUCCUCCACCUGCGGCCUGCAAAAACCUGAGCCUUUCUGCAUAGUCAGUCAUUUGCAGGAAGAGAAGAAAUGCUUUGUGUGCGAUUCUAAGGACUCCUACGAUGAAACAGUGCAUGCAACCAGCCACAGAGUCGAAAAUGUGGUGACAACAUUUGCUCCUAACCGACUCAAGACUUGGUGGCAGUCAGAAAAUGGCAUGGAGAAUGUAACCAUCCAGCUGAACCUGGAGGCUGAGUUCCACUUCACCCAUCUCAUCAUGACCUUCAAGACAUUCCGUCCAGCUGCCAUGGUGAUCGAACGCUCAAGUGACUUUGGGAAGACAUGGCAGGUGUACCGGUACUUUGCCUAUGACUGUGAGUCGUCCUUUCCUGCUGUCUCUCAGGGCCCCAUGAAGAAGGUGGAUGACGUCAUCUGUGACUCUCGCUAUUCUGACAUUGAGCCGUCCACUGAGGGCGAGGUCAUCUUCCGUGUAUUGGAUCCAGCAUUCAAAAUCGAUGACCCUUACAGCCCCAGGAUCCAAAAUAUGCUGAAGAUCACGAAUCUGAGAGUGAAGUUCACUAAGCUCCACACACUAGGGGAUAAUCUGCUGGACUCACGUAUUGAAAUCAAGGAGAAGUACUACUAUGCAAUCUAUGACAUGGUGGUAAGAGGCAACUGCUUCUGCUAUGGCCAUGCUUCUGAGUGUGCCCCCAUCGAUGGAGCAGGCGAUGUGGUGGAUGGAAUGGUUCAUGGCCACUGUAUGUGUAAUCACAACACUGUAGGUCUAAACUGUGAGCGCUGUCAGGACUUCUAUCAUGACCUACCCUGGAGACCUGCAGAGGGACGCAACACCAAUGCCUGUAAAAAGUGCAGCUGUAAUCAGCACAGUGACUCCUGCCACUUCGACAUGGCCGUGUAUCAGGCCUCGGGUAACGUCAGUGGAGGAGUCUGCGAUGACUGUCUACAUAAUACAAUGGGUCACAACUGUGAGCAGUGCAAGCCCUUCUUCUACCAGCAUCACGAAAGGGACAUCCGUGACCCAAACAUCUGCGAGUCCUGUAACUGUGAUCCAGUUGGUUCUCUGAAUGGAGGAAUCUGUGAUGCGCUGACAGAUGUCUCUCUCGGAAUGAUCGCGGGUCAGUGCCGUUGUAAGCUCAAUGUGGAGGGGGAGCGCUGUGACCAGUGCAGACAAGGCCAUUAUGGCCUCAGUGAUGACCCGCUGGGAUGUAAAUCAUGUACCUGUAGCGUUCUGGGGACACUUCCUGGUGGAAGCCCUUGUGACACAACCUCAGGAAACUGUUUCUGUAAACGCUUGGUCACAGGGAGAAAUUGUGACCAGUGCUUGCCUCAGCACUGGGGGCUCAGCAAUGACAUGGACGGCUGCAGGCCAUGUGACUGCGACAUUGGAGGAGCUCUCAAUAACAAUUGUUCUCCAGAGACUGGCCAGUGUCAGUGUCGGGAACAUAUGUUUGGAAGGCAGUGUGACCAGGUGGAGUCUGGCUUUUACUUCAUUGCUCUGGACCACUACGUUUAUGAGGCAGAGAAUGCUAAGUUUGGACCUGGAGUGACUGUUGUCCAGAGGCCAUUUCCUCAGGAUCGCACUCCAACCUGGACUGGCAUUGGCUUUGUGAAUGUCCCAGAAGGAGCUUAUCUGGAGUUCAGCAUUGACAAUAUCCCGUUCUCUAUGGAGUAUGACAUCCUCAUUCGCUACGAACCUCAGCUUCCCGAACAGUGGGAGGAAGUACUGAUGACUGUCAUCAGGCCUCAUGUCAUCACCACUGACAGCCGCUGUGCCAACACUAUGCCAGACGAUGACAACCAGAUGGUGUCCCUCCAUCCUGGUUCCAGAUAUGUAGUGCUGCCCAGGCCGGUGUGUUUUGAAGAGGGGCUGAACUACACUGUCCGCUUAAGUCUUCCUCGCUACUCAACUAGCAGUGACAUCCAGUCCCCCUACACACUUAUUGACUCGAUUGUACUGAUGCCACACUGUAAGAAUCUGGAGAUUUUCUCUGGCUCCGGGUCAGAGGGAGGUGAUCAGGAGACCAACAGUGCAUGGGACACCUUCCAGCGCUACCGCUGCCUGGAGAACAGCCAGAGUGUGGUGAAGACCCCCAUGCCUGACAUCUGCAAGAACUACAUCUUUAGUGUGUCUGCUCUACUGCAUCAAGGAGCUAAAGCCUGUGAGUGUGACCCUCAGGGUUCUCUCAGUACAGUUUGUGACCCAAAUGGUGGGCAGUGUCAGUGUCGUCCCAAUGUGGUGGGCAGGAACUGUGACAUGUGUGCCCCUGCCACCUUCCUUUUUGGACCUCAAGGAUGUAGACCUUGUGAUUGCGAUCCUCAGGGCUCAGUACAUGCAUUCUGCCAUGAAGCCACCGGUCAGUGUGAAUGUGUUCGUGGAGCAUAUGGACGUCAGUGUGACCGCUGUCUCCCUGGACACUGGGGGUUCCCUAACUGCCGACCCUGUACUUGUAACGGCCAUGCAGAACAGUGUGACCCCCACACUGGCCAGUGCUUGAAUUGCAAAGACCAUACCACUGGGCACAACUGUGAGAGAUGUUUGAAUGGUUAUUAUGGUGACCCUGUGCUGGGCUCCGGAGACCACUGCCGCCCCUGCAUGUGUCCAGAUGGCCCAAGCAGCAGCAGGCAGUUUGCAGGGACAUGCUAUAAGAACCAUGACUCACUCCAGGUGUUCUGUGUCUGCCACCAGGGCUAUAAAGGUGCCAGGUGUGAUGAGUGCGCACCUGGUUACUAUGGCAACCCUCACGAGGCAGGCGGAGAAUGCCGUCCAUGUCAGUGCAAUAACAACAUUGACAUGGUGGACCCAGGAUCCUGUGAUGCCCACACUGGCACCUGCCUCAAAUGCCUAUACCACACCGAGGGCGAGAGCUGCGAUCGCUGCAAGUUGGGUUACUAUGGCAACGCCCUUACCCAGGACUGCAGGCGAUGUGUGUGUAACCACAUGGGCACCAGGCAGGAGACCUGCCCCUCCGUAGGCGAAUGCCACUGUGACCUGAACAAAGGGCAGUGUCAGUGCCUGCCAAACGUGGUGGGACAGCACUGUGACCUGUGUGCUCCAGAUACAUGGAACAUGGCCAGUGGCCAAGGUUGUGAGGAUUGUGACUGUGACCUCAAGCACUCCUUCAGUUCUUCCUGCAAUGAGAUAAGUGGCCAAUGCUCAUGUAAGCCUGGUUUUGGAGGGAGAACAUGCAGUGAAUGCAGAGAGCUGUUUUGGGGUAACCCUGAGAUCAAGUGUCAUGCAUGUGACUGUGACCCCAGAGGAAUUGCUGAGCAGCAGUGUAACAAAGUCACAGGUCACUGCGCGUGUGUGGAGGGCGUGUCCGGACCCCGCUGCGAUACUUGUGCUCGGGGUUACUUUGGUGAGUUCCCACACUGUGAACGCUGCCACCAAUGCUUCAGCGAAUGGGAUGUGAUUGUAGGAGAGCUCACAAACCAGACUCACAGACUGAUGCAGAAAGUCAACACCAUUAAAUCCAGUGGCAUCACUGGACCCUACCAGGAUACCAUCAACAAUGUGGAGAGGAGUGCUAACUCCAUCCGUGACAUUCUGGCCCAGAACCCUGCAACUCAGCCACUCACUGAGAUCCAGGCCCUGCUGGAGCAAGCAACAAUCUUGAUGGCAGAAAUGAAUGAGAAGCUGAACCAGACAGAGGAGUUCAUGUCUCAAAUCUCAGCUGAUAAUAACAGUACAGACACCAAGCUAAAAGCAUUCAGUGAAGAAGCUCAGAAACUACAUCACACUGUCAAAGAGCUGCAAGACCAAGUUGAGUUUAUGAAGAACUCAGAUGUGAGAGGAGCAUCAGACAGCAUCAAGAGGUACUUUCUGCAGUCUAAAGCAGCAGAGGCACGUGUGAAUGCCUCUACCACUGACCCAGACAGCCUGGUGGAGCAGUCUGCCCUAGUGCGCAGAGAAACAGAAGACAUGAUGAACGAGACUAAAGAAGAAUUCCACAAGAAGCAAGAUGAGCAUGCCAAGGCACUGGACAACUUAGCUGGCCAGCUAGAGACUCUUGACCUGUCUGAGCUCAGUGAGAAGACCUGUGGUAGUCCUGCUGGCUCAGAGGCCUGUGCUGAUUCCCCAUGUGGAGGUCUGGGCUGUCUGGAUGCUGACGGAAAUAAGAAGUGCGGUGGAGAAGGAUGUCUCGGCCUCACCACGCUGGCCCAUAAUGCCUGGCAGAAAGCCAGGGACUUUGACCAGGACAUUGUCAGUGCUAUGGAAGAGGUUGACAAACUCUCCAAGAUGGUUUCUGAGGCAAAGUUGAAAGCGGACGAGGCCAAGUUAAACGCUCAAGAGGUUCUGCUGAAAACCAAUGAGACCAAACGGCGUGUGGACCACAGCAAUGAGGAGCUGCGCAGACUCAUCAAACAGAUCAGAGAUUUUCUCACUCAAGAGGGAGCCGAUCUGGAGAGCAUUGAGGCGGUAGCUAAUGAGGUGCUGCAGAUGCAGAUGCCCACCACUCCAGCCCAGCUGCAGAACCUGACAGCCGAGAUCCGGGAGCGUGUGGGCAGCCUGUCUGACGUGGAAGACAUCCUCAACCAGAGUGCUGCCGACAUCCAGAGAGCUGAGAAUCUGCUGGAACAGGCCCGCAAAGCCAGGAAAGAGGCAACAGAUGUGAGGAGCACAGCUGAGAUGGUGCAGGAAGCUCUGGAGCAGGCGGGGAAAGCUCAGACCACUGUGACAGAAGCUCUGAAGCAGGCCUCCAGUGACAUCAAAGGAACUCAGGAUCUCCUGGUGUCUGUGGAGUCAGAGACGGCUGAUUCAGAGUUCAAGCUGAGUAAUGCUACCCAGAGGCUACUGCGACUGGAGAGAGAUGUGGCUCUGCUGAAAGAGAAAGCUCUCAACACCUCCACCAGUGCUGAGAACACAGAAAAAGAUGCAGAAAGUGUCAACGAAAUGGCAGAGCGGAUCAAAAAGGAUCUGGACACAGAGCUCAAAGAUAAGUACAGUAGUGUGGAGGAGCUGAUCACUCAGAAGGCUCAGGGAGUGGCAGAUGCUAAGAAAAGGGCUGAGAUGCUUCAACAGGAAGCAAAAGAUCUGCUGCUGCAAGCUAGUGACAAACUACAGCUACUCAAAGAUUUGGAAAAAUCCUAUGAUGAAAACCAGAAGACACUAGAGGACAAGGCCAAUCAGCUGGUGGAUCUGGAGAAUGCUGUGAAAGAGCUGCUUCAAGAAAUCAGUCAGAAAGUUACUGUAUACAGCACCUGUCUGUUUUAACAAAAAACUCAUUAGGCAAUGAGACAAUCAAUGAUGUAUUAUUACAGCGAUAAACACAAGUAAUUUCCUGUACCAAGGUAGAAUGUAAGGUAGAUUUUAAAAUGUCAUACACCAAAACUUAAUGAAUGAAUGUGAAGUCAAAUGCCCCACAUGGCCAUGUGACUGCAAAGGCCUCUGCCAGGUACUUUCUAAAUUGAUUUGUUUCUAGUCAAAAGGUCUAUUCUUCUUUUUCUACACAUUUCUGGACCAAAUUGUAUUUGACAAUAAACCAAACAGACUUUUCAUGCAAGCA
Messenger RNA from Pygocentrus nattereri (red-bellied piranha), 5765 nucleotides. It is a transcript of the gene lamb1a, whose product is annotated as laminin, beta 1a. Gene Ontology annotation, molecular function: extracellular matrix structural constituent; integrin binding. Bases 119 to 5473 code for a protein of 1784 amino acids. Gene Ontology annotation, cellular component: laminin trimer. The record is from RefSeq and is a predicted model, not a curated record. NCBI's taxonomy places the organism in Eukaryota, Metazoa, Chordata, Actinopteri, Characiformes, Serrasalmidae. The transcript is spliced from 33 exons. Gene Ontology annotation, biological process: basement membrane assembly; substrate adhesion-dependent cell spreading; cell migration.